AUGGCUGAGUUGCGUUGGGGUAAAGACAAAAGGUGUCAACUGCACUACAAGACAAAUAAUACAGACUGGGAUGAGUGGCCCACAUCUUUGUGUUUAGACCAAGAGCCUGGAGGUCUCUCUCCAAAGACCUUGAAUGGUUUGAAGAAGAACAGACAGACUGGAGAGCGUUACAACUUUCGGCCAGUGCUUAUGCUCAAGUCAACCGAUCAUAUAGCCUCAGAUACGAAGUCAAAGUCAACCAUCAGCACGCCCGAGCGUCUGCAAAGAUUGAAGUUCGACAUAAAGCCUGAUAAUGUCUGGGCUGCAGCCUACGACGGCGAGGGAAACAUGGUGGUGAAUGCUACAGUCUGUCUUUUCAACCAAUACUCGCCGCAGCUUUACAGAGUUGCGGUGUCCGGGAAGCCAAUUCCGCUUGAAGCCAUUGCUGACCCUGAAAAGAACAAGGUACAGCCAGAUCAAUCGUCUGAGGGCGAUGUUCUGGAUCUUGAAUUUGACCCCCCUUUGAACUUCACUACUCGUCACAGUUUCCCAAAGCAUCAAAAACAGCCACUCGAGUCAAAUACUGACGCUCAUUUCCUCACCAUAUUCAACGAGCUUCCUUUGGGAUCUAGUAGUGCCUGGAGUAUGGCACCUAACAGUGUUGACGAUCUAUCUUGGGCUGCCCAUCCUGCACAUACUUCUCCUUUCCAUUCUACCAUUGGGGACGAUCCCGCUGCAGCAGUACAGGAUUUGGUAACUCGCCUGUAUCAAAUGACGUACUAUGAUCACUUGGACAAGAACGACCUAGAAUUCCCUGCCAAGACUUUGAAUUUGGCAGACACCCUUAUUCUAACGAAAUGGACUGGAUUCAUAAUUGUUUUUGUUCUUAUUGGGUGCCACCUCAUAAUGUUUUGGACCAUCAUAUUUCUCUUUGCACUCCAUUCAGAGUAUUCGACUCUCGGUAAUGCAUGGUACGCAUUUACGCAAACAGCUCGUAUGGCAGAGGCCAUCGAAUCAUCUGAGAUGAUGUUGGAUCACGAGAUUGAGCCUUGGGCUAAGAUGACUGGUAGAGACAAGCAGAUUUAUGGUCUGCCUUGUUCAUCAGAUAACAGUAAGAUAGAGGUCUCUCGGUUGAAGAAAGAUACAGAAGAUCUAGGAGGAGAACAAUAG
Molecule: messenger RNA, 1149 nt
Organism: Fusarium coffeatum
Lineage: Eukaryota; Fungi; Ascomycota; Sordariomycetes; Hypocreales; Nectriaceae
Exons: 1
Coding region: 1-1149 (382 amino acids)
Source: RefSeq, a predicted model, not a curated record